This is a messenger RNA of Morus notabilis, 860 nucleotides long. Its product is annotated as ubiquitin-conjugating enzyme E2 36. Gene Ontology annotation, cellular component: nucleus. The transcript is spliced from 8 exons. Lineage: Eukaryota; Viridiplantae; Streptophyta; Magnoliopsida; Rosales; Moraceae. Gene Ontology annotation, molecular function: ubiquitin conjugating enzyme activity. Bases 105 to 566 code for a protein of 153 amino acids. The record is from RefSeq and is a predicted model, not a curated record. Gene Ontology annotation, biological process: DNA damage tolerance; protein K63-linked ubiquitination.
UUCUUUCGCUAUUGUGCCUCUUGCGCGUUCAGCGGCUGAGUUCUGACUCUCUCUCUCUCUCUCUCUAAAUUUCUGUCUGCGAAGCGCUCCGGGGAAGAGAAUCAAUGGCGAACAGUAAUCUGCCUCGAAGAAUCAUCAAGGAGACGCAGAGACUUCUCAGUGAACCAGCUCCAGGAAUCAGUGCUUCUCCUUCAGAAGACAAUAUGCGAUAUUUCAAUGUGAUGAUUCUUGGUCCAUCUCAGUCUCCAUAUGAAGGUGGUGUUUUCAAGUUGGAGUUGUUUUUGCCUGAAGAAUAUCCAAUGGCACCUCCAAAGGUUCGCUUCCUCACCAAAAUAUAUCAUCCUAACAUUGACAAGCUUGGAAGGAUUUGCCUUGAUAUUCUGAAAGAUAAGUGGAGUCCAGCCCUUCAAAUCCGAACGGUAUUGCUAAGUAUUCAAGCACUUUUGAGUGCUCCAAACCCUGAUGACCCACUUUCUGAAAACAUUGCUAAGCACUGGAAGACCAAUGAAGCUGAAGCUGUUGAGACAGCAAAAGAAUGGACCCGUUUGUAUGCAAGUGGUGAAUGACGGGAAAAGGUUGUUGCUCAAAAUUAUUCUCUUCAUGGGGAAAUAUUUGAACGUUUGACGUUGGACUUAGAACGUGUCAAGAGAUAAAUACUCUCAAGUAGUCGUUUAUAAUUUAUAGGUGGAGAAAUAGAAUUAUUUAUCAUUUUCCUCAAUGUGCAAAGUGUGAGAUUUGUAUGAUUCUGAGAUGAUGCAUAAGUUUGUUCUCCUAUUCUUCCCCAGUCUACCCUUUGACUAAUAUUUGCAUUUAAACUUCUCGAUCAUGCUUUGAUGAAUAUAAUGGCUGCGUUUAGUAUU